Messenger RNA from Astrephomene gubernaculifera, 1986 nucleotides. NCBI's taxonomy places the organism in Eukaryota, Viridiplantae, Chlorophyta, Chlorophyceae, Chlamydomonadales, Astrephomenaceae. The record is from the annotation of a GenBank genome assembly.
ACGAACUGGUCCUUUCUUUGCUUACAUUGGGAUUGCAGAGGGGCGCCGCUACCUAGCCUGCAUCACCUGCGGAAGCAUAGUUACCAGAACUCGCAUUACAGGUUUACUGUUGCUUAUACAGUAGGACACUUUUUCAUGAAUGCUUGCAGAGCUUAGGUCUUUUCCAAAGUAGCAAUAGGCAGGAUUGGUGAUUAUCCUUGACAUAGGAGCGGAGACACCAUGGCGGCGCCGCUGCUCGACCCGCUACUUGCAAAGAUGCAGCAGACAAAGCUAACGGCUGCCAGGGCAGCUGGUGUCCUGCGCGCAGCAUUUCCGGCGGAGCGGGCGACCGAAAACAACAUUGCAGUGCAGCUGCCACGGCGGGAUGUGCCUACUUAUGUCUUACCAAACAACAAAGCGCAGCCCUGGGAGCUGCUGCCCAUGAAGGCAGCAGCGAUGGCUGAGUACCCAAACUUUUUCAACAACAGCUGCACGUUCUUCGGCAGCAUGAAGCGUGAUAUUGUCAACGGGCUACCGUUCUGCUUGCUACGCCCAUCCCGCCUUGCAAUCGACCUGUCAAAGGUAGUCCGGAACCUAGGCAUCGUCGAUGGCUUUGAGGUAGUCCAGCGACGCCGAAAGCUUGGCCAACACGACUUCGUCUGGACCAGCGACCAGCCGGAACCAGACCACAUCUACGAUGUCGCGCUCUUCAAGCAGCGGCUCAUCCGCCUGCACCUGCGCACCGACCUCUACAGCCUCAACGCCACCAGCGGCUCCUGCGCAGCCACCCCGCUGCCUCCCUCCGCGCAGCUCGCCCCUGCCUUCGGCCUGCUGCCGCUGUCCGUCAAGAACGUCAGCAAGGCCUCGCAGCCCGUGCUCAUGUACCCGCGGCAGCUGGAGCAGGCGCGCGAGCGGCUGCCCGCGGGCGUGUUCGUGUGCUACCACCACGAGCUGGGCCUCAUCACGGACGCGGUGGCGGAGCUGUACGACGUGCCCGCGCUGGUGGCGGCGCACGUGGGGCUGCCGCUGAGCCAGGUGGUGCAGAUCCGCGGGGCGCUGCGACUGAAGGCGAAGGAGGAGGCAGGGCGGCCGCUGCGGCAGGUCACACCGCUCAAGUCCUGGAACAUGGUGGAGGCGGUGCGGCGGCGCAUGGUGGACCGGCUGGCAGUGGCGGAGCAGCCCGCGGAGGUGGAGGCGGAGGCGGCAGCGGAGGCGGUGGAGGGGUCGCUGCAGGCGCGGAUGCAGGAGCUGCGGGACGCGGCCAGGCAGGAGCAGCAGCAGGCCAACAAGCAGCUGAGUGCGGCGCUGUCCUCCGCGCAGGAGCUGGAGGACGGGCUGCUGGCGUGGCGCGUGCUGCGGAGCGGGGUGCUGCGACAGGGGGGCGCGGGGGCGGCGGGCGAGCAGCAGCAGCAGCAGCCGCAGCGGCAGCAGGAGGGGGAGCAGCGGAGGCGCUGGCGUUAGGGGCGGCGGGAGUGGUUUGACGGGCUGGCAGGUUAUUGAUGUCGCGGCUGUGUCGGUGGAAGGGUGCGUGAACUCCGCGUGAUGUGGCGUGCUAGGGUGAACAGGUGGCUUAGCGGACGUGGGGCUGCGUGGAGUUAAGAAGCAUGAGCGGAGGGAUGACGCGUCCUGGGUUACAUCUUGACGAGGGGGUGCCUGAGCGGGGGGGCACUGCGGACUGCCGUACAAGCACAAUGUAAACCUCGAGAGGUUUACGAACUUCCCUGCGGAAACCCCGCACACAGAACUACCGGUAUGGCUGAGGUACCCAGCAGCCGCCGCCUUGCCAAGCACCUGCUAGGCACUGUUGGUAGAAAGAAUACAUGCGCACAUGCAUCAGCCCACACGUCCCGCGGAGCACAGCGCUCUUGUCGUGGGGCGGCAUGUGUCGCUGGGGUGCGCUACCUCUGCAAUGGAAGUCAAGCCGCCAUGCGCCCCUUAGUGCCAUCACGCGCCGCCGUGCGCCCCUUUAAAGCGACCUAUGUCUUUCGGCAGAGCAAUUUAAUGAAG